CAUAAAAACAAAUAUGAAACGUUUUUUUUAAGAUUUUUUUAAAUUCCAUCAUCUCUGAUGGAGCGAAAAUUUCACCAUUUUUUGACUUUGGGGUGUGAUGAAAUAAAUCAAAAUGGAUCUCUAAACUGUCUGCGCUUCUUUAAUUAAUGAAGUAGCAGUUAGUCAAGCAAUGCAACUUUCGACGUUGAGCCGGGGGUCUCUUUGGAAACAGCCUCUCUACUUUCGAGUAGAGGCAAGGUCUGCGUACACACACCCUCCCCAGACCCUACUCUUCAGAAUUAUUCCCUGUUUCAAUAUUCUCCCUCUUCUUCUUUUCGCCGGACAAUCUUGCCGCCGUCAAACAGCAAAAAUGGCCGACAGAGUCCACCCAUCAGCCAAGCCGAUCAGGAACGGAACAUCCACUGCCACCGGCGGCGCCGCAAAUGCCCAAAAAGUCAAGGUUCAGGCGCCUGGCCGCAUCCCCUACCGGCCAGCACCUGUGUAUCACCGGAGAAUUGAACCCCGCCGCUGGGGCUGCCGGAGAUUCCUCUGCAUCUGUUGUCUCUGGUCCGUCCUCAUUCUAGCCGUCCUGCUCCUCCUCGCCGCCACCGUCGGCGCCACGUUCUACGUGAUCUACCGGCCGCAGCGCCCGGCGUUCUCCCUCUCGUCCCUGAAGAUAUCCCAAUUCAACCUCACCACCGCCCCCUCCGACGGAACCACCCGCCUCUCCGCCAAGCUCAGCCUCGCCCUCUCCGCCAAAAACCCCGACCCGAAAAUGAUCUACGCGUACGACCCGAUCUCCCUCACGGCGUACUCGGGUCAAGUCCCGAUCGGAAACGGGUCGUUUCCGGGUUUCGUCAGCAACCCGAACAACAUCACCAUCAUUCAUUCGACGCUGUCGAUGCCCACGCAGCUACUGGAUGCGGAUUCGGUCUCGGGUCUGAAAUCGGAUCUGAAGAAGAAAAACGGGCUGCCCGUCAAGAUCUCCAUGGAUACCAUGGUUCGGGUCAAGCUGGAGAAGAUGAAGAGCAAGAAAGUGGGAAUCCGGGUCACUUGUGAAGGGAUACCUGCCCCAAUUCCCAAGGGCAAAGUCCCCGCAGCGGGUACAACUUCUGGUGCACAUUGUACUGUUGAUCUUAGAGUCACAAUAUGGAAAUGGACAUUCUAAGGUUUAUCCUUUUAUUUACGGAGUAAUUGUUUUGUUCUUUUCUUUUUAUAAAAACCUUUAAUUUAGUUUAAUUGCCUUCACUAAAACGUGAUGUUGCAAAGAUGAGUUGAAUGGCUUCACAAAAUGGAACAUUAAUCUGAACCAUUAAAGAUGAGUUUUAGAAAAUACUCCGUAUUAGAAAGAUUUUCUAAUGACCACGUCUAAACUUUAAUGUUUUAAAAUUUAUUUCGUAAUAAUAAUAGUUACUUAAAAUG
This is a messenger RNA of Cuscuta campestris, 1401 nucleotides long. NCBI's taxonomy places the organism in Eukaryota, Viridiplantae, Streptophyta, Magnoliopsida, Solanales, Convolvulaceae. The record is from the annotation of a GenBank genome assembly.